UGUGCUGUCUGAAUAUGCACUGCCAAGUUCUGGGUUCCAAGUGAGCAGCUGUCUCCAAGAAAAUCAGUCAGGUGGAGAAACCUGAGGAUUUUUCCCUUUAGGACCCUAGUGUGAGAAUCAACAGGAAGGGAACCAUCCCUGAUGGCUCGGUUCACCGACUCUCCCUGUACUGAAAUGGAAAGGAGGCGUGUUUUGCUGAUCUGGUAAAUUCUUAGUGAAGUUUUCUUGAUUUCCAGCGGCUGCUGUUGUUUUGAGUUUGGUUUGGAGCAAACCUGAGGUAGUCCUGACAUUUCUGGAAUGGAAUCCAGAUGAGGAAGAAAAAAAUCGGAGGAGACGGAAGAAAGAGGAUAAAAAAAGGUGGGGAGAAAUAAAGGGAGGAGAGACGGAAGGAAAGGGGGAAAACUCCCUUUCCCCACAUUCGCAGUCCCGUUUCCCGCAGCCUGGAAAACAUAUUAAUCCCAGUGCCUUGACGCUCGGAAACAAAGGGACUCGGCCGGACUGUGUGGGGAAAGGGAGAUAAGAAAGAUCUUGGAACUUCACAGAGGGCAAGAGUGAGAUUCAGAAAUCCCUAGGACUUCACUUUAAGGAAAACCCCCGUGGCAGCAAAGGACCAGCUCCCACAGACCCAGGAGAAAUUACAGACAAAUGGAGAUGCGAACAGUCCCCUGGAGGAAGGCAAUUUUCACCUCGUCUCGCUGGACCAGAAGGUAAAAAGACACAGCCAGGCAGGAAAAGGAUCGGUCCAGCUCCACAGGCUGAGCUUCCUGGGGCCGCUUUCUCCAACAGGAGCUGCAGCACACCCCUUUUGUAUUGCUCACCCUCCACGAGAAGACGGAGGGCUGGAAGGAAAGGAGUUCAUCUAGGAAACUGUCCUGGGGACCAAACUUUCCAUUUCUCUGGAAAGCCUGUGCACUCCACCUCCAUGAACCACGACUGGAUAACACAAUGAUGUGGAAAAUGGGACCGCAUUUCACCAUACUGUUGGCCACGUGGCUGGUGUGUGGAUCAGAAUCUCAUUCUCCUAUCUUGGAAAGAGACAGUCAGACAGUGCGCAAAGUCUCUUUGGCCUCUCCAAUCAGCACUAGGUCUGCCCGAUAUCUGAGGCAUGCAGGGAAGUCCGGUGGAACUGAGAAAUCUACUCAGGAAGAACCAAAUCUUCAGCAUUCCCAAAGGAGGAAGAGUGUACCAGUGUUGAGAUUAGCUCACCCGACCGUGAGGCCAACCCCCUUAGGUGUUUAUGGAGUCCCAGUCAGACCUGAGUUGAGACCAAUCGCUAGGAGCUCUCCGCGUGAGAUGGUCCGUGAUGAGGGGUCUUCUGCUAGGUCAAGAAUGUUGCGUUUCCCUUCUGGGUCCAGUUCUCCCAAUAUCCUGGCCAGCUUUGCAGGAAAGAACCGGGUGUGGGUCAUCUCAGCCCCUCACGCCUCAGAGGGCUACUACCGACUCAUGAUGAGCCUCCUGAAGGAUGACGUGUAUUGUGAGCUGGCUGAGAGGCACAUUCAACAGAUCGUGCUCUUCCACCAGGCCGGUGAGGAAGGGGGCAAGGUACGAAGGAUCACCAGUGAAGGCCAGAUCCUCGAGCAGCCCCUGGACCCCAAUCUCAUCCCAAAGCUGAUGAGCUUCCUAAAACUGGAGAAGGGCAAGUUUAGCAUGGUGCUGUUAAAGAAGACUCUGCAGGUGGAGGAGCGCUACCCUUAUCCCGUCAGGCUGGAGGCCAUGUAUGAGGUCAUUGAUCAAGGCCCCAUCCGUCGGAUCGAAAAGAUCAGACAGAAGGGUUUCGUCCAAAAGUGUAAGGCCUCAGGCAUAGAGGGCCAUGUGGUCCAGGAAGGAAACAAUGGCGGUGGAGGAGCUGGAAGCACGGGCCUGGCCAGUGAGAAGAGGAAAGAGGACCCAAAGAGAGUACAAGUCUAUCCCACCAGAGAGCCUCAGAGAAAGCUGGCCACCACCAAGGCAGCCACUCCCCAGCCUCCCCCAACCCCAAGGGCCACCACUCUUCUUCCUAAUCCAGUCACAAUGGCCACUCGUGCCACAUCCCGGAUGGUGACAGUAGCUGCAAGACCUACGACCACGACUGCCUUUCCAACCACCCAGAGGCCCUGGACAUCCCGGCUGUAUCCUUUCUCAGUCUCCCACGGGCCUCCUGCAACAACUGAGGUGACCACGGCCAGGGGCACUUCCGUUUCAGAGCAGCUCCACCCUCUAUCUCGGAAGGAGCAACAAAGGGAGAAGCCACAGGCCACCAGGAGGCCCAGCAAAGCCACCAACUAUGGGGCCUUCACAGCAGCCCCGCCCACCACUCUCUGGGAGGGCAGCACAAGAGCUGUGGGCACAAGUCGUUUCCGCGACAACCGGACAGACAGACGAGAACACGGCCAUCAGGACCCAAAUGUGGUGCUGGGUCCUCACAAGCCCUCAAAGGGGAAGCCGCCCAAAAAGAAGGACAAAAUUCUCAGCAAUGAGUACGAAGCGAAGUACGACCUCAGCCGGCCCACGGCCUCUCAAGGGGAGGAGGAACGGCAGGUGGAUAAUAUUCCCUCCCAGAAUGCAAAGGAGUCGAAAAAGCCCGAAAAGCUCGGGAAACCUGAGAAGGAGAAGAAAAAAAAGGGGAAGGGUGUGAAACCAGACAAGCUACUCAAGAAUGAAAAGCAAGCGAAGAAAGCUGAGAAAAAGAGCAAGCAGGAGAAAGAAAAGAACAAGAAGAAGAAGGCUGGUAAACCAGAAGAAGAUAGCUAUCAGAAGCCCACACCAAAGCAACUCACACCAAGUCCCAAGAAGUCAGUGAGUGACCUGCUGGGCUCUUUCGAAGGCAAACGAAGACUCCUCCUGAUCACCACUCCCAAGGCCGAGAACAACAUGUAUGUGCAGCAGCGGGAUGAGUAUCUGGAGAGCUUCUGCAAGAUGGCUACCAGGAGGAUCUCUGUGAUCACCAUCUUUGGUCCCGUCAACAACAGCACCUUGAAGAUUGACCACUUCCAGCUAGAUAAUGAGAAACCUAUGCGUGUAGUGGAUGAUGAGGACUUGGGAGACCAACAUCUCAUUGGCGAGCUGAGGAAAGAGUACGGAAUGACCUACAAUGACUUCUUCAUGGUGCUGACAGAUGUGGACCUGAGAGUCAAGCAAUACUAUGAAGUUCCAAUAGCAAUGAAGUCUGUGUUCGAUCUGAUCGAUACUUUCCAGUCCCGAAUCAAAGACAUGGAGAAGCAGAAGAAGGAGGGCAUAACCUGCAAGGAGGACAAGAAACAGUCCCUGGAGAAUUUCCUAUCCAGGUUCCGAUGGAGGAGGCGGUUGUUGGUGAUCUCUGCCCCUAAUGAUGAAGACUGGGCCUAUUCACAGCAGCUCUCUGCCCUCAGUGGCCAAGCAUGCAAUUUUGGUCUUCGUCACAUAACCAUUUUGAAGCUUUUGGGAGUUGGAGAGGAGGUUGGAGGCGUCUUAGAACUGUUCCCAAUUAAUGGGAGCUCCACUGUUGAGCGGGAAGAUGUACCAGCCCACUUGGUGAAAGACAUUCGCAACUAUUUCCAAGUGAGCCCAGAGUACUUCUCCAUGCUUCUAGUUGGAAAAGAUGGGAAUGUUAAAUCUUGGUAUCCUUCUCCUAUGUGGUCGAUGGUCAUCGUGUAUGACUUAAUUGAUUCCAUGCAACUUCGGAGACAGGAAAUGGCCAUUCAGCAGUCACUGGGAAUGCGCUGCCCAGAAGAUGAGUAUGCGGGAUAUGGUUACCAUAGCUACCACCAAGGUUACCAGGAUGCCUACCAGGAUGACUACCGUCAUCAUGAAAGUUACCACCACGGAUAUCCUUACUGAACCCUAUUCCCAUCAAGUUUCCCCUUCAUCUGCUAACGCUGUGUGUGGCGAGCUACACAAGGGAAGUCCUCCCUACUCUCCAUCCCCUGCUCUUUUCUUUCAGUGUUCUUCCCAGAUUAAAGGAAUUGUAAACGUU
Molecule: messenger RNA, 3931 nt
Organism: Chionomys nivalis (European snow vole)
Lineage: Eukaryota; Metazoa; Chordata; Mammalia; Rodentia; Cricetidae
Gene: Ccdc80
Product: coiled-coil domain containing 80
Exons: 9
Coding region: 946-3795 (949 amino acids)
Source: RefSeq, a predicted model, not a curated record